UUCUGGAGAGAGAAAAUAGGUAGAUCGAGUUUCUUACGGAGUUAGGGUUUCAUCAAAACUUUGGCCAAGUUUAACGAUUUGGUCUGCGAUUCACAAUUAGGCUCGAGCUUAAUUCGAAAUUCUUGCAACUGGUUGCGAAAUUCUCUGCGAAAUUCCCUCUCACGUCGCUGCUUGAAAUAGUGUGUUCGUCGAGUUGGAGGGUUGAAUUGGGGCUUUGCAUUCGAACAAGUUAGGAGGAGAAAUUCACGAUGAAAGCCAAUAAGGCCAACUUUCCUAGUCCACACCAUCAGGUUAGAGUUCCAUAAUAUGAAAGAAUGCGGAUGGAGAAUUUGAAAAUGAAUGUAGACAGAAUGACUGCUAAAGGUGCCGGGUUCUUAGCUAAGAAAAUACUACAAGAAAAACUUCAUGGUUCGGGUUUUCCUAAUGGAAGUGGCAAUGACCUGGUGGAAGAAUCAGAUGAUGAGUCAACAUCUGAGUACGAUGGAGGCUGUAAUGAGGAUGAAACUACUUGCAACAUGGAAAUUGAAAAUUUCACCCGUCAUAAAAAAAGGUUUUGGCUCAGUCCCCGACUAUGGGUGAUUUUGUGAAAAAUAAUAAUCCCAAACAGAAGCAUUAUCAGGUUAAGCAAGGUCGUGAAAAUAACUCAACUAGCUCUGUUCAGAAGGUUCAAGAACAAUGUAGUCAGAAGAAGAAACAACCUUUCCAAAAUCCAAGCUCUGAGAAAGAGCAAGAGCAACAUGAUGUUGUUAAGAAAAGGAAGCAAAAACAGAAGUCAUAUUGUUCUCCAGGUUCCAUGACAAGGUAUCUUGAUUUUCGAAAAAAGCAAUUAGAAAAUAAUGAAAUGGUUACAACCGGUAAUCCAAUUCUGAAUACUGAAACAUCACCAAUCCGAGAUGAUAAUAAUGAUGAUGUACAACUGAAUAAUAAUGAUGCUGGAUAUGACCUUGGAUUUGAAUUAGAAGUGGAGACAAUAGCUGAAAACGAAAAGGAAGCUCCUAAGAAGAAGCAUCGAGGGCCAACAAAGCUUACACAAGUUCAUGCGCGUACAAGAGAAGAACGCCAAUAUAUUAUUCUGAACUUGUUUGGCCAACCAGUAGGACCUACAAAGGAAAUUGUUGAAGAGUUUAAGUUCUUCCUCGGAACUUUGGGGAAGGAUUCUGAGCUUGCGCCACUUAAUUAUGUCAAUUUUCGAGAUCUGCCCACACAUGACAAAAUCUGGGAUUAUGUUUUGGAAAAAUAUAUAGUUCCUGAAGCCGGAAGAAAAUAUGCAAUGGAGGCUGUCAAUACAAGUUGGCGUAGUUAUAAAUGCAGAUUUAAGAAGAAUCAUUUCUAUGCAUAUGCCACUGAUGAGUUAAGAUGGGAGAAUAAACCAGACACUAUUUCAGUACCUCGGUUUCAAGACCUCUUGAAUUACUGGAAAUGUGAAAAAGUUGAGGAAGAAAGUAAGACCAACAGAGAAAAUCGUUUGUUGUUAAAUGAUAUGCACACGAUGGGCCGUAAGGGGUUUGCAAUUUUACGUCAUGAAUUGCAAGAGCAGGAUCUGAAUAAGCAAGAACCUUCUCAAGCAAAGGUCUACAAAGAAUCAAGGAAAAGAGUUCUAGGGAGAACAUACCUUACCAACCCUGAGAAAAUCGAAGAGAAUAUUGCAAAAAUAGAUGCUUUAGAGUCCACCCAAGACGGAGAAGAAGGGAGCAACUCCAAAGACCUUAUCUCUGAAGUGAUACAAGGUCCCAAAAUUAAAGCAAAAGCAAAAGCCGCGUACCACUUUACGGAAAAGGUGUGACAAAGAGUGACUUGAAGAAAAAGGAAAAAAAAUCAGGAUUCUUGAUUCCGGAAGAGUUCUUGCAGAGUAUGAAAACAGAGUUGGUGCAGCAACUUGCACCCCACGUUGUGUCUAUGAUUGUAUCUCAACUUCAAGAAAAUAAUCCCGAGAUAAAUAUAGUUAUUCCUGAUUUUGUGACUCCAUCGACUCCAAAGGAUGCUGCCAGUGCGCCGCGUGUCAGUGAGCAAAAUGGGCAGUCUGGUGGGACAAGUAGGACAAUUAACCAGGAGCAUGGUGAGCUAAAUGGAGAAGAAAUGUAGAUCUAACAAUGAGACGGUCGAGGAUAUUGUUUGUUUUAGGUCAUUUUGGGGUUUCUAGUAACGUUGAAUUUGUUUAUAUGGAUUUUAAUUUAAUGUAAUUUUGUCAUUAAAAACACUAAAUUAAUUAAUUAGUGGACAAUGUAAUGCAUGUGUCCUAUAUAGGCACUAAUAUAUAUUGUAAUGUUACUCUUUAAGUGAAUGAAAAUCUUUUGUUA
Spinacia oleracea (spinach) is the source of this 2297-nucleotide messenger RNA. RefSeq lists its product as uncharacterized. The transcript has 9 exons. NCBI's taxonomy places the organism in Eukaryota, Viridiplantae, Streptophyta, Magnoliopsida, Caryophyllales, Amaranthaceae. The coding region runs from base 572 to 1783 and encodes 403 amino acids. The record is from RefSeq and is a predicted model, not a curated record.